Messenger RNA from Amphibalanus amphitrite, 15951 nucleotides. Its product is annotated as titin homolog. The transcript has 40 exons. The coding region runs from base 35 to 15205 and encodes 5056 amino acids. Gene Ontology annotation, molecular function: ATP binding; protein kinase activity; protein binding. Gene Ontology annotation, biological process: protein phosphorylation. The record is from RefSeq and is a predicted model, not a curated record. NCBI's taxonomy places the organism in Eukaryota, Metazoa, Arthropoda, Thecostraca, Balanomorpha, Balanidae.
UAUCACAAAGGAAAACGACAUCCGUGAUACCGAAAUGCCAAAGGUCCAAGAUGUUUCUGCAGAUGUCUCAACGACCGGCACAAUUCCUAUUGUUCACAAUGAAGAAGAGGCUGCUCAGGUCCCUAGUGAAGACAGUGAGCAGCUAGUUCCAGACGGGAAAAGUAAGCUGGGUGCAGAUUUGACUCAAACGCCGGAAAAGAAAUCAUCCCUGGACGAUGUAGAACCUCCAAAGGAACAUGCUCCUGUAACCCUUAAGACAAACGUCACAGAGAUACCAUCGACAGACGAAGUGAAUAUCGCAGUACAAAAAUUGGUCGGUGAUAUAGAGUCGUCCUUUCAUAAUAAUCGUAGUAGUACAGAACAAGCAGUUGGGACUAAAGAGCUGAAUGCAAUUUUAAACAAACUUGAAGGUAAAUUCACCGAGAGUGUUCCAGGCACAUCCAGCUUGCAGGAAUCUUUUGCAAUGGCUAAGGCAGCCGUAGAUAGGCUGAACAGUUCAAUUGAAGACAUGUCUCCGAACACCUCCCAUGAAUUGGAGCCUCCUGUUCGAAGCGCUAUACAAUGCGAAUCCAUGAAUCUUCAACAAAGCAUCAAUGACCUGGUAGCCUAUGCUAUGGACAUCUUAACUGGUGACCGAGUUCCUGCCGAAAGUAUGGUCAUUGACGACAAAACAAAAGCAAUAGCAACGAUUGUUGAUAAGAUUAUGAUGACCGUGCAGGAGGCUCCUAAAAAGCGGGAUCUUGUUGAGCCUAAGUCUCAAGAGCCAUUGUCGGCUGAAGCAUGCUCCGAAGGAAAAGGACAAGUUAUAUGCAAAGACGCUGAUGAAUCAUUCAAAGAUAAUUCAUCGAAGCCUUUGACUUCCAAGCAAGACGCUGAGAAUCAGCAAGAGAACACGUCGAAAGAAUUAGAUGCUACGGGAGCUACUGCAAUAGAAGAGCCUCCGGCGGUGGUUUCCCAGAAGAAGGAGAAUACCGUCAGUCCAGUGGAAGGCAGCGAAACUGGUGCUAUGGAUUCCAAGAAGAAGGAAACUUUCGAUGUGAAUAUUACUAGCGAAGAGCAGUCAACAAGCCUUGAAUCCGCGAUCAAGAUGCAAGGUUCCAAAGAUGCAUCGAAAGAACCUUCUACGAUAGCGCUGACAUCCACUGAAGAAGCGAUUAGCCCGGAUUCAGAACCAAUUGUUCCAAAAGAUUUGUCGGUCGAUGGCUUCAAAACUACUACUUCCGAUUCUUCCACAGAAAAAGUGCCUGAAUUCGCACUGGCUGGGGAAUCGCCCGCACCAGAUAAAGAAAACAACGCGUCUGACCUAACCAAGAAACCAGAAAACUCAGUAAGUAUCACUGAUGACACCGCCACAGAGGAACCGUCAAGGUCAGAUUUGAAGGCUGAAGAUUCAACUGCGGUCAUAAAAUCAACCUCCGAUGUCACGUCACUAGCACAGGCAGCAUCAACAGAUCUCUCCGCAAAGAAGCAUCUUCUUGAUGCGUGCCAGAGUCUGAACGAGACCUCUGAGAACUUUACGGAGGCGCUGGUAGACGCCUUGUCAUCCCAGCCAUCUUUAGGCAUGCUCCGGUCUAGGGCUGAAUCUAUCAGUGGUGUUAUAGGCGAACUAGAAGCCUCACUACGAACGCUAACUGGAGAUGAGACCGCAUCACCCUAUCUUCGGCAGCUCAAUGACACUGUGCUUCAGUUAGCAGCUUCUGUUGAGGGCUCUAGUCAGACGUUCGACGACGCAACGCCGUUGGAUAACCGUGUCCUGGAAGAAUUAGUAGCUCCAGCCAUUAUGGAGGUAUCCGCAAAUAUCCAUACGCUGCGAGAAAGCAUCGCUAGUUUUACUUCCCAGCUGGCCGAAGCUCCUGUGGAUAAAAUUUCUGACAUCACGGCUUCUCAUGUUGCGAUGGUGCACGACGCUUCUGGUAAUAUCUCCAGUGCUGUGCAGGAGGUUGGCCUCGCCAUCAGCAACGCGGUGGAAAAAUCGCGGACGGAGAGUUUCUUUUCGGCAGAUGAAGAUACAAGCUCAAUGCUGUUGGAUGACGCGCUACAAGAUUUGUCAGAGAGCACCACCGCACCGAUCGGGGACAGAGGUGCCACCUGGCGUCGACUCAGUGACCUGGAGACGUUCGGGGACGGCAAUGUUGAUACGGAGAACAUUCUGAACGUCAUGUCUGCCAUCGGCUCUCUGAAACUACUGCAGCAGCUGGCCGCCGACUCAGAGUUUCUGACGGACGCCGUGGGUCGCGUAUCGAUGGCGGCGGAGCAGCUGCGCAGCCGCACGCCGACGGCCGACGAGACGGCAGCGCCCACGCCGCUCGAGGUCCGCGCAGUCUGCGGGACUCUUCUCGCAAGCAUCGACGAGCUCACCAGCACCGUUCGUGACCUAGUGUCGGACGCCGGAUGCAGCGAGCUGGACUCAUCACUGAUCAGCAAAAUCGAGGACUACAAAGACACGCUGCUAAGCGUCUCCGCGGUAACUGACAACCUGGUGGCCGGUCGUCCCGAGCUUGCUAUCGAAGGAGAACAAAUCCGAGCCAGCAUCGACCAUCUUUGCGCUCAAGCGGACAGCAUUCUUGCACUUACAGCCGAAAAAUCAUCAAUUGCCAAAAGCCUACAGGAUGCCGAAGAAAGCAAACAGCCAGUGGACGCAGUUACAAAUGAGAAACUUCAUGGAAUAUGCAGUAUUGUUAGCUCGGCCUUGGAGCAACCGCAGACAAGCGAGGCGUUUGGCAUUGAGGCUGAACUGGCUUCGGAGGCACCUUAUCUGAUGGACGUCCUGCUCCACCCAGAGAAUCGUCAACGCGCCAAACAGACAACAGAAGAGCCUGUUCAAUCAGAGCUGGCGUCUGAGGUGGCAGUGCCUACGCUCAAAGACGCUAGCGCACUCGGUCGACCUCUACAUGAAGGGGAUGGUCGUUCAAAUUCAAAGAUGGAUGAAACUCCCAUGCAGGCUUUGCAAGUUUUUGAUGACACCGGUGACAAGGAAAAGACGCCUACACCUCUCGCGAGUGAAGACAACCUAAAACCAAAACCAGACGACGUGCUAGUGUCUGAGACGAUUGACAAGGUCGCCAAGCAAAUCUCUGAGAACCCGAAGCCCGAAACUGAUGCUACUGAAACUGGAGACCAACUCUCAGUUGUCCCCACAGCUCCCAAUGCCAAUCAACACAAAGUAUUGGAGCCCGACAUUCAGGAAACGAAGAAGCACGACGUGAUGUCGUCCGAUGAGCAGGAUGGCGUCGAUAAAAUGCCCGAAACGAAAGAUCCUUUAGCAGUUUCAGUCAAGGUGGUUGACCCAAUCAAUGAAUCUGUUGAUAAAUCAGAAACUCAAAAUGCUGAGCCAGCUCCCAAUGUUCCCGUCAAACAAGUUGCGACUGCACCCUCCAUGACAAGUGAGACAAUUUCUUCGGAAACAGCCGAAGAGGCUCGCGAUUGUCUUGCUACAAAUGUGAAGCAUGAUUUGUCUGCAAUCGCCGAAACGACUGGAAAAGACGACGUAACGACUUUGCCAGCGGGUGAUGCGCUCGGUGCCGAAGAUGUUGAUGGCAGUGCUGGCAAAGAUGUAAGUGAAAAGCUUCUCGUUGAACCUCCAAUAAAUGACAACAGAUUACCUAUGCAGGAGAGUGCUCUACCAACGGAGAUGACUAGUGAUUCAGUGAAGCUUGAAACUUUAUCUGUUGAUGAACAAAUUUCUGAAGAAAAGUGCGCACCAGGGACGGGCGAGCAGCUUGAAACAUUAGUGAUCGACGAAUCAGCUGAAGAUCAAAAGUCUGUUGUGGUAGUGCCGGCUACGCUCGGUAUUCUGAGCAUUGAUGAGCAUGGUGUUACGAAGGCCGUUAGCAGUUCAGCUGAACUCAAGCCUCUGGUUGUCGAUGAAAAGGGCGCGACAGAGAGUGUUACCGAACAAGAACAACCUGGGCAAGAAGCCAAGCUACAAUCGCUUAGUAUAGAUGAGCCAGCCACCAACAAAGCAGAAGCAGUGCCAAAAGUACCUCGUCUUAAAAGACUUUCCGUGGAAGGAACUGAUACGGUUGAAGAUCGAAAACAGCCAUCCAACCAGAAGGUGGACGCCAUCCAGCCAUCUAAGGCCUCGGAGGAAAAACACGAAGACAAGCUGAUCAGACUUAAGGUGGUACUUGACGAAACAAACGCUGCCAAGGAAUCAGCAAAUGCUGACCAGCCUUUGACACCUAAAGAUACCAGUGAAGAAUCUGCAAAAGUGUCGGAACCGGGGGUCCCCCUUCCGACAAAGCCUGUGCCAGAAACGGUUACAAGUGCUGCGGAAACACUAUCUGACAUUAUACAGCGUGCCGUGGGAGGGGAAAUUGCCACCAUCAAAGAAGCGGAGCUGGCUGCAGAGCGUAUGCGAACAGCCCUAACAGGGGCGGCAGAGUCUGUGCAGGAGACCGGGGAAGAGCUGGUAAGCUUCCGUUCACAGGCAGCGGCAAUCGGAGGCGAUCUGUCGCUGGUUACCGAUGCCCUUCAAGACACUAUCAGGAGCGUGAGAGGCACCAAAAUGGCAACAAAAAUACAAAAGGACCGCAUAGCAGAAAUGGUGAGGCCCGCUGCGGAUGAAGUAACGUCUCGAGUAGAAACACUGGUGGCAGCAGUGCGAUCCAUGAGUGAAGCACUGAAAACAUCAACAACCCAGCCAGACAAAAAUACAGUGAGGUCAAGUGCCGAUGCUGUGUCGACCGAGCUCCAUCUCUUGUCAGCUGCUAUUGACAAGAGUAACGACGUACGCUCGGAUGCCGUCGAACGCAUGAAAGGACUUGAGGACAAGAUAGUGGUUACAGAGAAAACGGUCGAGUUCAAGGAUGCGUUAGGCGAACUGCUCAAUGCCGUCGAGUGCGCUCUUGUGGAGCGCGGUCCGGGCUCGGACGCUGUGGUGAACCUGCAGGCUGCCAGCUGCCGACACGCCGCCGCCAAAAUGGUGACCGCCGUGACCGGCGUCACUGGCGACCGCGUGCUGCCGGAGCGCGCGCAGGAGACCAUCGAGGCCAACAUCGCCACAGUGGCGCGCGAGGCGGUGGCUGUCACAGCGCACAUGCGCGGAGCUGUGCCGUUCGAGGAGCUCCUUGCCGUCCAUCCGCCGCUGCAGGAGCGCGUCAAUGAGCUGCGCCACAUCGAGGAGCAGACAUUGUCCGCCCCGGGGGCGCUGGCAGAGGCGGCGGAGACGACCCCCGUCUCGGAAUUCAAUGAGCUCUUCUUGGGAAGCGUCAAAGAGGCCACAUCAGCCACCAACACACUUGCAAAAAUGUUACACAAUGUUGGCGAGGAGCAUGCAAAUGCCACCAACGCUUACCAUGGCAAGGAAGCCAGGAAAAUUGUGUCUGAGGAUAUCGAUUCGCUACAGAAAACCACCAACAAGUUCUUCGCGUCGUUGAUCAACAAUGCGAGUGGCAGUAGCCCUUCAGGAAGCUUUUGGGAGCGCGAAUCGCUUUGUGUUGCAAGCGUGGCAGAAUGUGUCCACAAGAGCGUCACUGAUCUACACGUGCUGGAGCCAGCAGUGCGGGACUGUGCGCUGCCAAUGAGGUCUGGGGAUGUCAUCAAGCAUGCAUCCGGAGUGGUGAAGAAAUGUGUCAAACAGCUUGCAAUUCUGAUGGAUCGUGUUCCUCCAGGCAAGGCAAUAAGCGGUUCUUGUGAUAUUGACCAGCUGGCUGAAAAGGCGGAUCAACUGGGAAGUGAAAUGGCUGACCGUUUAAAAACAGGAGCGGCUGCAAAAGAUGAAAGUAUCGAAAAAGUAGCAGAAGAGCUGCAAGCUGUCGCUGCUUUAUGCAUGAAAAAGAUACGGAAGGAACUAAAAAUAAUUGAUGAUGAAAUCGAAAUUGAAGAGGAAGAAAAGCGAUUAGAAAGUAAAAAGAAACGCAUUCAAGAGGCAGAACAAAAAACGAAAGAAGAGGAAGCUAAGAGAACAGAAGAAGAAGAAAAACGGAAAGAGAGGAGUCAGCAAAUGAAGGAAAGAAUGGAAAUAGAAGAAAAAGACAAAGAGAAGAAGGAAGAAGAGGCGCGCGAGGAAGAUUCAAAGAAGCGCAAGAAACGGAAGACUGUGGAAAAAGAGGAACAAGACGAAAAAUCAGUUAUUGACGAAAAGACGAAAACUGUUAAGGAAGAGCGCCCAAAGACCGAGGAACACACAUCAAUUGAGGAUGGGCAGAAAAAGAAAGAUGAGGAUAAUGUGAAUCAGCAAGACGAGACACAUGUCAAAAAUAAACAUGAUGUUUCCAGUGACGGUGACAUGUCUGACAAAACUGAGGACGCUGACAGAGCAGCCGGUAAGCCCAGAAAAACGAGUGGAAAGCUCGACCCGUCUCUGAUCGUAGAACGAAGAAUUAUUCCGCCGGAGGAGGAGAUGGAGGCAAAAAAACUAAACAAAAAAGUGAAAUCCCAGGACUCGUCUGACCUUGAAAUAAGACCUCAGAAAACCCUGCCUGCUGAAGAAGAGAAGGAAGACAGCAGUAAAACCACAAACGCUGGUCUUGCUCCUUCCUCAGAUGGCACUGCAGACCCAUUGUCGGCGGCAGAUGGCGAACACCAGGCUUACAAACAGGGUGAGGAGACGGUGGCUGACAGCGACGAGAAGCGAGAUUCUCAUGUAACGCCUAAGUUGGAUCAGCCUGACACCUGCGACAUGUCGCAGAAGGGAAGCGAUGAAAAUACUGCCGAUCAGUCAACACGUACAAUCAAGGACACAGAUGAGGUGAGGCAGGCGGAUAUAGAAACUAGAUCUUCGGCUGGUGAGCAAGAUGCCGAUUCAGCUCAUAAGGAAAAACCAAAGAAGUCCGAAGAGGAGCAGGAAAAGAUUGCUUCCCCCGAAGUUCAUCAGUUGGAAGAAAAUAAACAUGCUACGCCCAAAAAAGAUACAGAGUCUCUAGGCGAUGCAAAGCAGCAACGAAUAAACGAAAUAAACAUCGAAAAGAUCGAAACGAACGACACGAAAAAGAAGGCGAAGAAAACAAAAUCGAAAGAAAAGAAAACAGAUUCGACUCCAGAUAACGGUCAAGUAGAGAAAAAGGAAGAGAGGGCAGCCGGCGACACUAACCUCCAGCGAAGAAAGUCUGCUCCGGGUGCCGACGACCCCGACAAGAUUCCCAGGGUUCUUCGUGCCGAGGAUCAGCUGGCCAGGGCGGUUGGAGAGACAAACCCUCCAGAGCCUGAGGUGAAGACGGGAAAGCGAAAAAAGUCAAUGACAAAAACCAAGGAGGAUGAGGUGUCUAAACCAGCAGAAGGCAAAGCUGCGGAUAAAAGAGACAGCAUCUCCAUGGAGGGAAAACAGUUACCCUUUGAAGCUAAAGAAGUUUUACAAAAUGAAACGGUUGAAAGAAAAGAGGACUCGACCGAAAGCCAGAAGGCAGGAAAGGAGCCUUCUGGGUUUGCCGCUGCUCCUCGAGAUUCAACAUCACGUAAAGAGCCCCGAAAACUUUCUCAGGACGCUGCUAAUGAAAGUGUGAAUGAUUUGCAGAAGAAACAGACCAAAGAGGCACCGAGUAAAGCUGAUCAGGAUGUUGGUCAAGCGCCAGGAAACGAUGCCCAAAAGUUAGAGUCUGUAGCGUCAGUUGAUGAAAAGGAGACCAAGGUAAAAGCAGAGGACCAAGGGACAGUAGUCGGCAAGAAUAAGUCAGUUGACAAAGAGUUGCCUGUCACUCCAGAUAAAAAAGCAGAGACUAUGCAACCCGAAAAAGAGAGGGAGGAACUUUCAGACAGCAAAAGUGAGAAAACCGAGGUGAAACCAUGCGAGGACAACAAACCCGGCUCCGAAAAGAAGAAGAAGAAACGCAAGGACAAGGAUCUUGCUAAAACAGCAAAGGAGGAAAGACCUCCGGAGACGGUGGGGAAGCCAGAGCCGAACCGUGCCUCGGGAACGGAAUCGAUGUCUGUUCCCGGAACUGAAUCCAGCGGGAAGACUGAUGCGCCUCACGAAGAGGAAUUCCCUCAGAUGACAACGGAGGAGAGAAUGAAGUCUCCCGAUGGGGCCCAGCGGAGGAGGCGAGAAAGUGCUGAACAUUAUGUCGAGCACCGGCGCGACCCCCGCAGGCGCCCCCGCUGGACCAACCGCCUGCAGGACAAGACCACCAUGGCGGGCACGCGCGUCCGACUGAGCUGCACGUGCGCCACGGACGACGACGUGCCCGUGGAGGUCGACUGGUACCUGAAUGGCGCGCUGCUGCGGCCCGAGUCGGACCAGCGGCUGCGCGCCUGGCUGGCCGCCGACGGCGCUGCCUCGCUGGAGAUCUCCGACGUGGGCCUCCAGGACGGCGGCGAGUACACGUGCACGGCGCGCAACAUGCACGGCCGCGCCAGCUGCACGGCUGACCUGCACGUGCGCGCCGGAGCCAUCGAGCCGCGGCCCGGCCCGCCGACCUUCCUCACUGGACUGCGAGUGUCGUAUAUCCUGGAGGAUGACGUGCUGAUCAUCGAGUGUCAGCUGGCGGGCCACCCGGCGCCGCGGGUCACCUGGCUCAGGGACGGCGCGGCCGUGACCAGCUCGGACCGAGUUCACCAGACCCAGGCCGACGACGGCGUCUGUAAGCUGUUGGUGCAGUCGCCCCAAGACAGCGAUAACGGCAAGUACACGUGUCUGGCCGAGAACCGAGUUGGCUCUGCGGAGAUAUCGGAGCACAUCACCGUACCAGGCGGUGCGCAGCCGCGGCCGGCCGGCUCGCCGGAGCGACCCGCGCGCUCCGCACACACGGCCAGCCGUCCCGUCUUCCUGGACGCCCUGCGAGACGUGGAAGCCAGCCAGGGCCGUGACCUGGACCUCAAGGUCAAGGUGGCCGGUUCGCCCUCACCGGACAUCAGCUGGCUGCACAACGGGCAGCCGGUGCGGCCGUCGGCCCGGCUGCGCGCCUGGGGCCGCUUCCCCGACUAUGCGCUCUCGCUACACAGCCUGACAGCCGCAGACGCCGGCACCUACACCUGCCGGGCGGCCAACGUGCACGGCGCGGCCACCUGCUCGGCCAACGUCAGUCUGGGAGCCGCUGGCGCCGGCCAGCCGGCCAGGAUUGUCGAGAAGCCCGACGACCUCAUCCGAGUCGCCAACGGGGGAGACCUGCUGCUCACCUGCCGCAUCGCCGGAGAGCCGCGGCCAAAAGUGGCGUUCCACAAGGGCCGUCAGAACCUGCUGGCCUCUCGGCGCGCCACUCUGGAGGUGGCCGGCGAGCUGUGUCACCUGCACAUGGAGCGGCUGCACUUCUCCGACUCGGGCACCUACUGCGUGGAGGCGCAGAACGCCGACGGCGCCGACCGCUGCUACGUCCUCGUCCGGGUGAAGGAGCCGAAUCGGGCCCAGACGCCCGACUGGGACAGCCGCACCUCCUCUCGGCUCAUGGCCAGCGCCGACCUGCGCAGGACACAGCGCUUCACACAGGACGUUCCGGGUCCACUGCCGGGCCGUCCGUACACCAGGGACGUGGGCCAGAACUGGGUGUCACUGGCCUGGCCGCGGCCGCUCUAUAACGGCGGCGCGCCCAUCCUCUCCUACAAGGUGGAGGCGUGGCUCAAGUGCGAGGACGCCAUGUGGGAUAUGGUGGGGAUGUCAGUCAUCUGCAGCAUGGACAUAUUCGAUCUGAAGCCGGCCCGCACCUACAUAUUCCGCGUGACGCCGCGCAACCGGUACGGCUGGGGCGAGGGCAGCUGCUCGCUGCCUGUGCUGGUCGGUCGGGAGCGGGUGGCGCCGCGGUUCGGCCGCCUGCUGCCGGCCACCACCAAAUGUCUGCUCGGAGACUGCCUGGAGCUCCAGUGCCAGGUGUCUGGUGAGCCGGCUCCCGAGGUGGUCUGGCUGCGGGACGGCAUCCCGCUGCCGGCCGGCCUCUGUCGACUGCGCGUGGCGCACCAGGGCGACCUGUGCCGGCUCUCUGUCAGCGCCGUGCGACCGUCCGACCAAGCCACCUACACGUGCCAGGCAGUGAACACGGCCGGCCAGGCGAGCACCUUCACCCGUCUGACGGUGGUGGAGCGCGAGCUACUGCUGCACGCUGACCGCGCCAUCAACAGCGCCCUGGAGUCUGCCGCGUCGGCCGCCGACCGCUCGCCGAGCGAGCCACUGGCCCCCUACUUCCUGGUACGGCCGCGCGAGCGCCGGGUGGCCGUGGGCAGCUCCGUGCGGCUGACCUGUCAGGUCACAGGUCACCCGCUGCCAGAGGUCACCUGGGCCAAGGACGGCGUGCCGCUACAGCAGAACGAGCGGUUCGCCAUGUGGCACGAGGCGCACCACUUCCACACGCUGGAGAUCACCGCUGCGCGGUUCGACGAGCUGGGAACGUACUCGGCCGUGGCCUCCAACGAGCACGGAGACAUCACCUGCUCCUGUACACUGGUGGUGGACCGCGGCCACCUGUUGUACGCCGGCCCGGAGCUGGUGCGCAGUCUGCCGGAGGUGACCCGCGUGUCGGCCACCGCCGGCCUGGAGCUGCAGGCGCGCUGCACCGCCUACCCGGCCAUCUCGGUCCUCUGGCACCGCGACGGGCGGCGCGUUCGAAUCGCGCGCCGGCAGACGCUCUCGCUGGACGGAAACGGUCUGGCCACGCUGCGCAUCGGCAGCGCCUCUCACGGCGACGCCGGCAACUACUCGUGCACCAUGAGCAACGAGAUGGGCAGCGUGGUGACGGCCACGCGGCUGGUGGUGCAGGACUCCCCCGACGGGCCGGUGGAGGCGCCCUGCUUUGUGCGUGACCCGGUGUCCUCUCACGUGCUGGAGGGCGACUCGGUGACGGUGACCUGUGAGGUGGUCGGCGACCCGGCCCCGGAGGUCAGCUGGCACCGGCAGGAGCCCGCACAGGACCCGGCCGCCGACACGUGCAGCUGGGAGCUGGUGGAGGACAGCACGUACAGCGUGCGUCUGCCUGAGGCGCGGCUCGCCGACGCUGGGUCGUACGUGGUGGCGGCCUCCAACCGCCACGGCACGGCCCAGCGCACCAUGUCCCUGGAGGUCACCGGCAAAGAAAACACAUUACGGGGUAAACAGAAGAAACUGAACGGCUCGGCCGAGCCCCGGCCGUCGUUCGCCACUGAGCUGCGGGACGUGCGCUGCUGUGACGGGGACUCCGUCACGCUCAAGUGUCGUCUGCGCGCCGGCUGCUCGGGCGCCGCUGUCCAGUGGCACAAGGACGGCGCGGUGCUGUCCGACUGUGGCGAGUUCCGUCAGACUCGGAUUGGCGACGUGCUGCGGCUGAGCAUCGCCAAGGUGCAUCCGGAGGACCAGGGCCAGUACACGUGCCACGUGGUCACCGACAGCGGCCGCGCCGCCUCCCGCGCCUGCCUCAUCGUCGAUGUUCCGGAGGACAGUGACCUGCACGUGACGAGCAUGCUGAGCAGCCAGGAGGGCCCUCCUCCGCCGUCCGUGGGCCGCCAGCACCUGAGCACCCGCGCCGCCGCCGGCCGCCUGCUCAGUCCGCGUCUCUCCGUGCCAAGGACGCGAGCCGUCAGCGAGCAGCCGGGCAGCUACCUGCUGUCCUCGGGCGGCAGUGCGGCGCGCGCCCGGCGCCGCCUCGAGGCGCCUCGCUUCUACGCCGCCCCCUACGACCGAACCGCCGAGGAGGGCGAGAACGUGACGCUCAAGUGCUCCGUGUCGGGCCAGCCGAACCCGGCGGCCACCUGGGACAAGGAGGGCGCCACGCUCAGAAACUCGGACAAAUUCAGGGUGACGGAGGCCGGCGAUGAGCGGCUGCUGCUGAUCCGAGGCGUGCAAAAGUCCGACGCCGGUCUGUACCGGGUCACUUUACACAGUGACGCAGGACGGACGCAGGCCACCGCGCGGCUCUCAGUCAUAGGUCGCCCGCGGCCACUGAGCCCCAUGGGCGUCCCUGGCCACGACCGUCCGGGCAGCGGUCUGGGCCACGCGCGCCGGCCGCGGCCGCGAACUGAGAGCGGCGGCCGAGCGGCCGGCGGCGACCCGCUCUCCCACCCCGCCUCAGGAGUCUGGUUCUGUGACGGUGAGAUAGUUCCCGGCGGGCAACCGAUCCGGCUCGCCGACCGCAGCGCCACCUGUGCCCCGCCCGGCGCUGAAACUUCUCCGGUGGGCGGAGAGAUGGCGGCACCGGUGUUCGCCUACCCUCUGCAGAGCCGAUCCGUGAUGGAGGGCGACCGUGUCCGGCUCGACGCCACAGUCACUGGCGCCGAGCCACUUAAAGUCACCUGGGUGAAGAACAACGUUCCGAUUCGCGACUGCGCCGACUUUCGUCACGUGACCGCGGCCGGAGGGCAUUUCUCGCUGGUUAUCGACGACAUCUACCCGGCCGACGAGGGCUUCUACUUCUGCGAGGCGUGGAACGCCCACGGCCGCACCGUCUGUCACUGCCACGUGACCGUCAUAGAGGAUGACGGGGCGGCGGAGCGGCCGUCCGCCGCCGCCGACCCCGCCGCCGGCCGGUCGGUGGCGGCGCCGACCGGAGCGGCUGUCCGGCUCUGGGUGCGCUCCACAGGGGUGGCCACCGUCCAGUGGUCCCUGAACGGCCAGCCCGUGCAGCGGCUCGACCCGGCCAGAGUCAAGGUCUCGCAGUCGGGAGGCGCGCACGCGCUGGAGAUCCUCCGGCUGACGGAGGCCGACGCCGGCACGGUGGAGGUGAGCGUGCGCGGCCCGGCCGGCAGCUGGCGCUCCCAGGUGGCGCUGACGCUGGCGGCGCCACCGGACGCCGGCGUCAGUCGGGCGCCCACCGACGUCACCGGCACGCAGCGCGCGGCGGCGCCCGCUCUGGAGAACGGCGUCAGACACUCGGCCGAGGGCGGGCGAGGCGGCGGCGCCAGCGGGUCUAGUGGCCUCCCGGCCGAGGGAGCGCAGGAGCCGGAGGACCGGACACCGGAGCCCAGCAGUCAAACGGAGCAGCCCGCCGCAACUCCGGCGGACCGGACGUCAGAGUCUACCAGUCAAACGGAGCACACCGACCGGGCGCCGGAGUCCAGCAGUCAAACUGAGCAGCCCGCAGCUACCCUGUUAGACCGGACGCCGGAGCCCAGCAGUCAAACGGAGCAGCCCGACCGGGCGCCGGAGCCCAGCAGUCAAACGGAACAGCCCGACCGGGCGCCGGAGCCCAGCAGUCAAACGGAGCAGCCCGCAGCUACCCUAUCAGACCGGGCGCCGGAGCCCAGCAGUCAAACGGAGCAGGAGAGUGAGGAGGAGGAGUCAGUCAGCCGCAAGUCUAGUCUGGUCGAACCGCACAGCCGGAAAAGCAGUCUGUUCGACUCUUGCAGUCGUAAGAGCAGUGUGACAGACUCUUCUAGCAGUCGUAAGAGCAGUGUGGCAGACUUUGGCAGUCGUAAGAGCAGUGUGGCCGACUCCUGCAGUCGUAAGAGCAGUGUGGCAGACUUUGGCAGCCGGCGGAGCUCGCUGGGCGCCGAGCGCCGGCUGAUCGUGCAGGGCCCGGCCAGCCUGGCCGUGCUGUUGGGUCAGACGGCGCGACUCGAGUGUCGUCUCCAGCCGCCCGACGACAUGGACGCGCCCACCGCCGUCGUCUGGAGCAAGGCGGGGCGCCGCCUGGAGCCGUCGGAGCGGGUGACGGUCGAAGCCACCCCGUCUGGCUCUGUGCUAACUCUGCGCCAGGUGACGGCCGACGACAGCGGCAAGUAUGUGGUGCGCGCCGGCCAGGACGAGUGCUGGGCCUCGCUGGCGGUCGAGGGGCCGCCCGAGCCGCCGUCCGGCGUACCCAACGUGUGCCGCAUCAGCCAGCAGGCGAUCACGCUGUCCUGGUGCGGCCCGCCGUUCGAUGGCGGCAGCAUGGUGACCGAGUACCAGGUGGAGACGGCCGACGAGCAGCGCCGCUGGCGGCUGCUCGUCGACCACUGCCGCUCCACCUCGGUGGUCGUCGACGCCGACGGGCUGGCCGAGGCGCCCUGCUUCCGUGUGCGCGCCGUCAACAAGCACGGGUGCAGCGCGCCGGGCCUGGAGGCGGCGGCGCCGGCCUUCAGCGCCGACCGGCCGGCCGACGGGCCCACCGACGGGCCGGGAGAAAAUGAGGACGACGAGACGGACGUGGGGGCGCCGUUCCCCCAUCGGCACGUGACCCUGACGUCGGGAGUCGAUUUCGGAGCGCUGUACGACGUCCAGGAGGAGCUGGGCAAGGGACGGUUCGGCAUGGUCCAUAAGGUGGUGGAGAGGAGCACCGGUAACCGGUUCGCGGCCAAGUUCAUCAAGUGCAUCAAGCUGGCGGACCGGGCCAAGGUCGGUGAGGAGAUCGCCAUCAUGAACCAGCUGGAUCACCCGAAGCUGCUGCAGCUGGCCGCCGCCAUCGACCACGGGCGGCAGAUGAUCAUGCUGCUCGAAUACGUCUCUGGCGGGGAGCUGUUUGAGCGCGUGGUGGCCGACGACUUCACGCUGACGGAGCACGAGUGUGUGCUCUUCAUGCAGCAGAUCUGUAGCGGGGUGCGCUACAUGCACGACAACAACAUCAUGCACCUCGACAUGAAGCCGGAGAACAUCCUGUGCAUCACCAAGUCGUCUCACAUGAUCAAGAUAAUCGACUUUGGCCUGGCGCGCCAGUACCGCGAGUCGGAGCCGACCCGGGUGAUGCUCGGCACUCCCGAGUUCAUCCCGCCCGAGAUCAUCAACUUCGAGCCCAUCAGUCCGCGCAGCGACAUGUGGAGUCUGGGCGUCAUCUGCUACAUCCUCUUGUCGGGUCUCUCCCCGUUCAUGGGCGAUAACGACGCCGAAACGUUCGCCAACAUCACGCGCGCCGAGUUUGAUUUCGAUGACGACGCGUUCGACGCCGUGUCCGACGCGGCUAAGGAGUUCAUCACGAGCCUGCUGAGAAAGCGACAAACGGAGCGGAUGAGCGCCUGCCGCGCGCUGACCCACCCCUGGCUGACGACCGGCCACCGAGGAGCCCAAACCACCGUCCUCUCCAAGGAAAAACUCAAAAAGUUCAUCAUCAGGAGAAAGUGGCAGAAAACUGGUAACGCCAUCCGGGCGCUGGGCCGUAUGAGCGCCAGCCUGCCGGCGCGGCGGGCCAGCCAGUCGCGCCGCGCCAGCCGCGAGGGCGGCCUGCUGGCGGCGCCGGCCGGCGGCCUGCUGCAGCAGAAGCGCGCCUCCAUCUACAGCGAGCGCAGCGACAGCGGCUUCAGCGACUGCUCGGUGGGCUCGGGGCCGCGCCUGGGGCGCCGCUUCACCAACGAGUCCACGCUGGCAGAGGAGGACGAGGGCCCGGCCGGCGCCGCUGACCUGCUCCGCUCUGUCAUUCCAGAGGACGGCCCGGCCCUGGCGCGCCGGCUAGAGCAGGCCACCUGAGGCGGCGCGCAGCCUCCGGAGGUCACCGAGGGUCGCCGCCGGUCACUGAGGGUCUCUGCCGGUCACUGAGGGUCACCGCCGGUCACUGAGGGUCACCGCCGGUCACUGAGGGUCACCGCCGGUCACCGAGGGUCGCCGCCGGUCACUGAGGGUCACUGGGGGUCUCUGCCGGUCACCGCCGUUCACUGAGGGUCCCGGAUUCUCCUGGGUGGGCCUGACGUGCUGCCACCUGCCGGCCGGGGUGGAAACAGGUGGUGCUGCCACCUGCCCAGGUCUGGGCCGUUACGGAGACAGGCCACUAGUUCAGCAUAGCCCAUAUCCCAGCUCCGUGCCAGUCUCAGGGGCCUAGCAAAGUCCCCGGCGCCUGGGACUGCGCCAAAGGGUACCAUUAGCGAUGCCAAAAACACGCCUGAUCGCGGCCGCUGGGGCGAGUCCUUGUUUGCCUCGGGCGCAUGUUUGUUGACGCUAGUUUUAUCAGCGGAGGUGUUCUCGUGGGUAGGUAACCCACGCGCGGUAGCUGCCCAGUCCCCGACCCGCUUAUCUGACGUUGGGUAGGAUAGGGGGUGUGAUGAUGACGAUGUUGGCCAAUACAGAGGUUUAUCCGAGGGGCGUGUACGAGCCCGGUGCAUGUCCCGGCGCUGGCUCCGGCUGAGAGCAGCGCACUAGUGAAUGCGGUGCCUCCACCUCCCAGGCAUGCAUAUAAAUGCUUUCAGUCGUUUGUUUUAAUAAUAAAAGACGUGUGGAGA